Molecule: messenger RNA, 2569 nt
Organism: Xenia sp. Carnegie-2017
Lineage: Eukaryota; Metazoa; Cnidaria; Anthozoa; Malacalcyonacea; Xeniidae
Exons: 3
Coding region: 209-2014 (601 amino acids)
Source: RefSeq, a predicted model, not a curated record
GGAUUGUCGAGAUAUGAUGAUGAUGAUGACGAUAAAAAUGCCCAGAGAAAAUGCCCCAGUUACCCUAGUAUAACACUUGCUUCGACUGGAUUUACGAAUUUUCAGUAAGAACUCCACAAGAUCGCAAACUGUGAGUUUUUAGCCUGGGGUGCCUGCAAGAGGAGCAAAGAGGAGGCAACUACCUCUCAAUAUUUCCCAUACUAAGCAGAUGCCAAUGAUUUCAUCGUUAAUCUGUCAAAAGCUGUCAAAAGCUGUCAAAAGAAUGAAUAAUGCAGGCAAAACAUUUGUGUGGACAGUUGUUGUCGUGGUGUUUCUCCUCUUUGUGAGCUAUACGCUAAAGCCGCAAAAUCCACGUGUUCCUCUGAAGUUUGCUGUUUCUACGAAUAAUUUGGAGAAGGAUCUAAAACAUCAACAUGAGAAUCUAAAACAUCAAUAUGGGAAUCUAAAACAUCAAUAUGAGGAUCUAAAUCAUCAACAUGAGAAUCUAAAACAUCAACAUGAGGACCUAACUCAUCAAAAUGGGGAUCUAAAACAUCAACAUGAGGAUCUAAAUCAUCAACAUGAGAAUCUAAAACAUCAACAUGAGGAACUAACACGUCAAAAUGAGGAUCUAAAACAUCAACAUGAGGAUCUAAAACAUCAACACGAGGAUUUAAAACAUCAAUAUGAGGAUUUAAAACAUCAAAAUGAGGAUCUAAAGCAUCAGAAUUUUGUUUCUGUCGCGAAAGAAAAUGAAACUCCCUUUGGUGUGGUUAAAAAUUCGUUACCAGGGAAGCUUGUUGACAGAAAAUCAUCGUUUUUCGUAAAUAAGGGUAGCAUUGAAAAUAAUCGUCCGUCUAUUUCACUUUUUUUGAGAAUGUCUGGUAAAAGACAAGACCACAAAGAAAGAUUUUACUGCAAUAUGUUGAAGACGAUUCCUCUUUUCUGGCCAGGAUGGCUGGGUAAAAUGGUUCUUGUACUUGAUAAAGAAUCAAAGAAGGAUCACGCUUUUGGUGAAUCACUAUUGAAUCAAACAAAAGAACAUUUCCCUCAUCAAGCUUUUAAAAUUGACUACGAGCGACUACCCAAAGAUCCUAUGGUUUUAACUUUUCCUGAUCAGAUAAAAUCAUCUGGUUAUAAUCGUCAGUUAUGGAGCAGUUUUUUCAUAGAUCUGUACACCGAUGACGAGGUGAUAGCAUGGUUGGAUAGUGAUUCGCCAUUCGUUCUCCCAGUUACCAUGUCAACUAUAACGCCAAAUGGUAAAGUAAGAGUCUUUGGCACUGAAUGUACAAUGCAAAUGGACUGGGUGCAAUCGUGGUCAAAAAGCACAAAGAUGGCUCUAGGAUUCCCACAGGUGGCUGAUUUUAUGACAUAUUUUCCUGUGUACAUCUACCGUGACACGUUUACACACUGCCGAGAGCACAUAUUGAAAAAAUUCAAGACAGAUAACUUUGAAGAAGCCUUUAAAAAAUUUUAUCACACAGGCACCGGUUAUAUCUCUCCUGUAUCUGUUGUCAUCAGCUACGCGUGGUUCUUUGAGAAAGAUCGCUACGACUGGAAUAUAAAAAUGUGUAACAAUUUGGAUGAGUACAACGAACGUUUGCCUGAAGGCCACAAAGUUUUACAGAAUGACAUAAUUAAUGAAAAUAAACUAUUAACUCAGCCUCAAACUGCCUACCAUGGACCGUUGAAUGCCCAAGACUACUAUGCAAAACUUAUUCCAAUUUCUUACUGUUUAUCAAUAAUUGAAGCCGGCAGGAGUGAAGACAUGUGUAAAAAAUAUUCACGAUCGGAUCUCAAUCGUUUAUUUAAUCUAUUCAAAUCAGAUAUGCACAGCAUAAAAGAAAGGUUAAAUAUUCCCCAUCCAUGUAUUGGAAAUCACACUCAGUAUUGCUUAAGUAUCUUAGAACGUCACAUCAAGAAAGUUGGUGUUGAAAUCAAAGAAAACAUACGAAGGAUGACAUGGGAUGACGUCACAACAGUUGAUUCUAUAGCCCGCAAAACAGGUGUAAACUGUCCGCCACAACCACUCUAAUUCAAUUAUUAUAUCUCUGGUGAUAAAGCCAUGUUAGUCAAAUGUCUGAGCUAGGCUGUGAAAAAUAAGCUAAUAUUUUUAUUUGGAAAAUUUAACUAAUUAGUAGGUGAAUUUGCAAGAGUUCACCUAAAAAAAUCCAAUUUCAAACGAUUGCCCUUGGCAUUGUCCUAAAACAGGCUAUCUUGAAAACAUAAUUCCAUGAACAUUGUCCGCUACAAGAAAAUUCGAUGAUUUUUGAAGAUGAACCAAAAUUAGCGAGUCUUUAAAUGUGGGGUUUUUUUGUAAAAAGGGAAAAAGACCAAACAUCUAUUCCUAAUUUAGAAUGUCGAAAAUGGAGUUUUGAAUCUAAAUAUUUCAAGUACUAAAUGACAGGCAACAUUUUUAAUACAAGUAUACAACUAAGGGAAAAUUAGUUUCUCUUUCUUUUAGUUUUUGUGUGUAUAACGUCCUUGCUCCGUUCCUGUUCGAUUGAGGAGCCAACUCCAGUAUUUAUGCUUCUUAUUUGAUAAUUUAGCUAAAGACCAAUGAAUUCAUAUUAUAAAUCAAUGAUCCAAA